GCUAAUUUCAGGAAAUCAGGAUUGUGCUCCGCCAUUUUAGACGCUGUACGUACACUGAUUAUUCAUAAGUUGUUUGUAGUGCCUGUUAUUGUUAUUUUACGACGCUUCAGUAUUACCAAACGUCUCAAGUGAAAUAUGGGCGACUUUGGAGGUCCGCGCGGCACCCGCGUGUACGUGGGCGGACUGAACGCGCACAUCAAGAAGGAGGAGAUUGAAGAUGAGUUCAAGCGAUUCGGGCGGCUGAACAGCGUUUGGGUUGCAUACAAUCCGCCAGGCUUUGCGUUCGUCGAGUUUGCCAGCGAGGGGGACGCCGAAACGGCCUGUGACUCGCUCAACAACAGCUCCCUGCUCGGGCCCAAGUUGAGGGUCGAAAUAUCCAGGGGUAGGAGUCGUGGGCGGGGAGGGUUUAGGGGCAGUAGAGGGGGUGGAGGAGGAUUCAGGGGAGGUAGGGAUGGUGGAGAGAGGAGUUUCGGGGGAGGUGGUAGAGGGGGGCCGUACGAGAGGAAUGGCGGAGGGUUCCGUGGAGGGAGUAGGGGUGGAAGCAUGGGGAGGAGGGGUGGUAGUUCAGGUGGUGGUAGGUUUGACGACUUUGAUAGGAGUAGGGGCUCGCCAUACUCGAGUGGCCCCCCCAGCCGGGGGGCUGGAGGCUACGGGAGCAGACAGCCUGUGAGAGACGACUACGAAAGAGAGCGUGACUAUGGCGCGAGGGAAUAUUCGAGCAGCUCCAGCUACCGCACGAGCCGUGGCGGCCCGUCGAGCUAUGCGCCGGUCUCUGGUGACCGCUACGGCGGCCGGGAGUCGCUGCGGGACAGCUACGAGUCGAACGGCUACUAUAGAGACCCGCCCAUGCGAGAGCCCCCUGCAGGCAGGUUCCGAAGUCGGUCACCGAUACCGCGAGCAAGUGUACGUGACUACGAGCCAAGAGAGUCUGCGUAUUCAGGCCGAUCACCGGCACCGAAACCAUAUCCACGAGCCGGCGGCUAUUCCAAACCACCGUACUAAACAUCAAAAGUAGGUGAUGUACGAUGAUGUUCUGCGUACGGCUAGUACAAAUCAACUAGUAACAGGCGUCGAAAAAGAAAAUCCAACGAUCGACGUCUCAAGGCUAAAAUCAACUCCAAGAUGACAAUUAUCCAUGCACCCAAAAACAAACUUAUGUAUUGUGUUAGUUUGAAUGCUGAGCCCUCUAGAGAAGAACGCUGUGUGUAGUUUAUUACUAAGUAUUAUCUUCUAUUCUUAUAUUAUUUUACGAAUAUACCAAUCAAUUUGGAAAACACUUCGUUAUAUCAUGGAAAUAGGCAAUUCAUAAAUAUUUCAGUGGAGCCGGUUUGAAUGUGGAAUCUAUUGUUACGCUGUUUUAUAAUAUUAACGAUUACACUAUAUCGAUGUCAGAAAAUUUUGAGCGACGUGUAACGAGAUUAUUAUUUUCAACUAAUGCUUCGUUAUAUUCUGUGAGUAGUACAUCGCAAGCAAAGUCUGGUCGUUAAGCAUGCAACUCAAACGCUCUUCAAAUUAGUAUUCAAACACAGUUGCUUGAAUACUUGGAUCAGAUCUGGUCAUCAUCCAGGAUCUACUUUCGGCGAAUAGUGGAAUUUUACCAAUGGACAAUUCAAGCGGUUUUCCAAAUUAUCGCAACAAGUAGUCUAUAGUUGAAUAUUUUUCCAUAACUAGAAGAUUUUCCAUAACGGUACUUUGAUAGAUUCCGAUUUUGUAUAGAUUAUUUUUUAGCAUAUCAGACAAUUUACAAUAUUGUGAAACUAAUCUAUUUAAGUUGAUAUUUUGCUAAAUUAUGUUAAUUAGACUUUGAAGUUCUGUUUUUCAAUGCAUUUUUGUUUGGUGAGCUGAAACGGAAACUUUUUUGUUGUCAUAAGUCUUCACUCAUUGGCAGACUAGUAAUCAGCUGCCAAUUGGUGAGAAUCCAUUAGUGGGGUUUCUGGAUAGCUGCUUCCGAUCAUCAGGACAGAAGCUCAUUGGAAAGCAGGAUUUUAGAGCUUUUUAAGAUUACUUGAUGGUUUUUUAGUAUCUUACCCAGUUGGAAUAAAUUAAUUUCUGAUACCUGCAUUUUUUAAAUUAAUUCUUUCCAAUGACGCUUUUGAAUUCAAUGAAUAACUGAUAGAAAAUUUCAAACAAUAUAAAUAAUGAUUAAUUAAUCGUUUUUUUCUAUUUUUUUGGAACGUUCGAUUUUUUGCCGUCUUUAUGAAAUCUACCAGAUCAAACGAAACUUGGCAAACACAUGAACACAUAAUCUUUUUGCCAAGUUAUGUUUAAUCUAAUCUAACUUAUAAGGAAAAAAUCGUAAGUCCAAAAAUCGAUGUGUGUUUAACUGAUACUGACAAAAACAUCUUCUCGAAUGUGCAAUUUCUGCCUUCAAAACUUUUACACAUCCUACAUAAUAUAUCUUUCCUUGCAUGGUCUUCAAAGAAUUUUUUACUAUCGUAUUCAUACAGAUCAAUUUAUGUGCAUAUGUACCUAUUAUUGUUUUCCACGCCCAAUGAUAGUCAUUAAAAGAAUGACAUACAUAACAAA
This is a messenger RNA of Nilaparvata lugens (brown planthopper), 2526 nucleotides long. RefSeq names its product RNA-binding protein Rsf1. The transcript is spliced from 4 exons. Gene Ontology annotation, molecular function: RNA binding. Lineage: Eukaryota; Metazoa; Arthropoda; Insecta; Hemiptera; Delphacidae. Bases 136 to 1002 code for a protein of 288 amino acids. The record is from RefSeq and is a predicted model, not a curated record.